AUGGAUUCUCAACUCAAAUCUCAAGUGGCGGCCCGCCACAUCCAGAACUUGAGCGAUGCCACCACGAUAGAGCCUCACUGGGGCUACGUGGAUCGGGCCCUUCCAUGUACCAACGACGCCGGGUCCUGCGCCUAUCUGGAUGUUGUCUACGCCUCUCAUGAUUUAGGCAUGCUAUACGUUGGUAUUUUGUGGGCGGUUAUUGGCGCCAUCUUAUUGUUAUGGGCCGUUGGUCGACGGUCAUUGCCGUCUCUCUCCGAGGAGGAUGUCCUCCGAGCUGCUCUCCUCGAGGAUACAAGAGCAAGCAAGAGCUUUCUCAACCGCCUUCGUCAGACUGCCUCGUCCGCAAUCAACCGAUACCUCCUCCCCGACUGCGUCCGUCCCAUCUUCGGUAGGACAACCCGCCUGCAGGUACUGGUCUUGGCCGUUUUGUCCGGUUAUCUCUUGAUCUUCUCCUUUGUUGGUAUCAUCUACAACACAUGGAUCACCCCCGUCAAGAAGAUGCCAGGCGUCUACAAUACUAGAGUCAGUCUCGGUCCCUGGUCUGAUCGUAUUGGAACACUUGCCUACGCCCUUACACCUUUGUCUGUCCUCUUCUCGACACGAGAGUCAAUCCUCUCCCUUCUCACCGGCAUCCCCUAUCAGAACUUCAACUUUCUUCACCGCUGGGUUGGCUACAUUAUCGUUGUCCAGUCCAGUUUGCAUACCAUCGGCUGGCUGGUGAUUGAGGUCCGUCUAUAUCAGCCUCAGCCCACGGUAGCCAACGAAUGGAUCUCCCAGCUCUACAUGAUAUGGGGCUGCAUUGCCUUGUUCUUCCUCAUGGCCCUAUAUAUCCUCAGCUUGCCCCCGGUCAUUCGUCUGACCGGCUACGAAUUCUUCCGCAAGUCGCACUACGUGCUUGCCAUGUUAUACAUUGGUGCUUGCAUUGGUCACUGGAAGAACCUGGAGUGUUUCAUGAUUCCAGCUCUUGUCAUCUGGUUCAUGGACCGCUUCGCCCGUGGUGUAAGAACUGCGCUGAUGCAUCACAACUUCAUUGAGGGUAAGGGUAUGGGCUUCUCUGCUGCGCAGGCGGCUAUGACAGUAUUCCCCGAUUCAGAGAAUGGCGACGUUGUCCGACUCGACUUCAGUCACCCCCAUGAUGCCUGGAAGAUUGGUCAGCACUUCUACUUGUGCUUCAGCGAGAGUAGCAUCUGGCAAUCACAUCCCUUCACGCCUCUCAACGCCCCUGUUACUGUGAACGGGAAAACGAAACAUUCCUACAUUUUCCGCGCAAAGGGUGGUGAGACGAAGAAGGUUGCUCAGAUUGCUGCACGCAAGCUCGCUGCCGGUCCUGUUGAGAAGACUAACGCCGGCCUAACUACUCCCGUUAUCUUGACUGGACCUUACGGCGACCCAAUUCUGAGAAAUGUCACCUCAGACGUCAACAUUCUGUGCGUUGCUGGUGGUACCGGCAUCACCUACGUUCUCCCUGUUUUGAUGAGUCUGAAGAAGCACUCUGGGGCAUCUCGAAAGCUCGAAUUGGUCUGGGUUGUGAGACAUACAAACGACGUAGCUUGGGUGCAACCCGAGCUUGAUGCUUUGGAAGCUGAGCAAGGCCCGAAGGUGGUGGUUCGCAUCUUUGCCACACGCGACUCCGGCAAUGCCUCCUCUCGCUCCGGAGAUUCCGGGGACAUCUCGGAGUCGGAAUCUUCGUCUGAUGCUGGUAAUAGUUCGGGUGAGAAGCAAGUGCAGGUGUCAGCUCGGGCGAUAGACCAGGUCGGCGUCAACAACACCCACCGCCAUCCCGAACUGGCGACAGUUGUCCGAGAAUUUGUCGACGCCACUGUCGAUGGGCGAACGGCGGUGUUUGCAAGUGGCCCUGGCGGACUGAUGUCCGACAUGCGACAGGCGGUGGCCCAGUGCAACUCGGUGGGCAAGGUAUGGAGUGGCGAAGAGCGGUAUAACGUAUCACUCAUCCAUGACGAGCGUAUGGAGCGAUAA
This is a messenger RNA of Colletotrichum abscissum, 1977 nucleotides long. Its product is annotated as ferric reductase like transmembrane component. The transcript has a single exon. Gene Ontology annotation, molecular function: ferric-chelate reductase activity. Gene Ontology annotation, biological process: iron ion transport; copper ion import; intracellular iron ion homeostasis. The record is from RefSeq and is a predicted model, not a curated record. Bases 1 to 1977 code for a protein of 658 amino acids. NCBI's taxonomy places the organism in Eukaryota, Fungi, Ascomycota, Sordariomycetes, Glomerellales, Glomerellaceae. Gene Ontology annotation, cellular component: plasma membrane.